Molecule: messenger RNA, 1068 nt
Organism: Athene cunicularia (burrowing owl)
Lineage: Eukaryota; Metazoa; Chordata; Aves; Strigiformes; Strigidae
Product: coiled-coil domain-containing protein 127-like
Exons: 2
Coding region: 394-1068 (224 amino acids)
Source: RefSeq, a predicted model, not a curated record
UGUGCUAGAGAGCCUGAAGGUAAUAACCCAAGGAGAUGCUGGUGUAUAUUUAUUUACUGGACCUGAAAAGUUCUCAGUGCAGUCCCUGCAUUGGAAACCUCCAGAUUGUUUCUCCAUGACUUUAUGUCCCUUCUUUAAUCCAAAAAGUGUAUGUAUUAGCAAUAAAAGAGUAAGAGGAGCUUUCACUUCAGAGGAAACAUGAUCAUUUAAAGUGACUUACUGUGAAACACACCCACAGAAAUACAUUUGUGGGACAUGUGAACAGAAGUGAAUAUCCCUGGGGAGGACAGGAAAGAAAAGUUUUUUACCACUUAAUAACUUUGAGGUAUAGUUAAUUAAUCAUAUUCAUCAGUGUUAUAUCUGUUUUACUCAUGUCUGAAGUCUCAUUUAUAUAUGAUAGGUUGGAUCUGGACCAGAGAAUGUCAAAAAGAAAUAGAAAGAGAAAAGAAAGAAUAUUAUAAAAAACAUUCAACAUUACAGAAAGACUUGGAAGCCAAAUACCGGGAUGUAAUCACAGAAAAUCGUCGCACAGUUGCUCAUUUGGAGUUGGAGCUGGAAAAGGAACGGAACAGAACCCUGAGUUACCGUCAGGCCCUCGUGUCCCAGAGUCGCAAACUGGUAGAAGAAAGAAGGAUCCUAGAACAGGAACAGGAGAAGUUAGAGCGAGAAAAACAAAUCCUUUUGCACUCAGGAGCAGCAGGUAACUUGUACCAGAGUUGUCUGGCAAAGGAAGAAGAGUGGCAAAAGAGAGCCAGUAUUUUACUAAAAGAAUUUGAAGCGGGACUUCAGGAAAGGCAGGACAUCUACUGCAGUCUUGUGGUACCCAGAAGCCAGAGACUAGAAAUAGAGAAGAAUCUGCUAGUUAAAGCAGCAACUGAUCCUGUUGCUAUGGCUCUACAAAUGGAAAGUGGCUUAAAAGAUAUUUUCAAACAUGAUAACUACUGUGGCAAUCUGCUGAACAGGAACAAAAGUCAAAAUGGAAGACUUAUGUGGCUCCGCUACGGUCGCCGCCAUUUCGCACAGACCCGGAGGAGCGACCAAGGGCGCAUGCGCGAGAGGGGCCGCUAA